Messenger RNA from Drosophila obscura, 940 nucleotides. RefSeq lists its product as uncharacterized. NCBI's taxonomy places the organism in Eukaryota, Metazoa, Arthropoda, Insecta, Diptera, Drosophilidae. The transcript has a single exon. Gene Ontology annotation, biological process: proteolysis. Gene Ontology annotation, molecular function: serine-type endopeptidase activity. Bases 17 to 883 code for a protein of 288 amino acids. The record is from RefSeq and is a predicted model, not a curated record.
AAUCGUUAUCCAACAGAUGCAGACGAAGAUGGCAGCGAUGUUGCAUUGCAAGCUGCUCCUCCUGGUCUGUGCCUUGAGCGGAGCCACCACCACCCACCACCGUAUUAACAAGCACGCGCUGCGAUACCAUAAGGACGACUGGCAGCCCCACUUCGGCUACCAUAAGGGACAUUAUGCCUUCGAGCAUGAGCACCGCUACAAGGCCAGAUCGACCACCGCGAAGAGCACCAAUGGCCAGAUCCCUCUGGAUGACUAUGUCGUGCGAAUAACGUUCCAGGGGAAGCUCUUCUGCAAUGGGAUCAUUGUCGACAAGCAGCAUGUGCUGACGGUGAGCACCUGCCUCAUAGACGCGACGUCCAUGUUGGUGAAGCUGUUCGAUGGCAGCCGCUACAAUGUGACCAGCAACAGUCCGGCGACGGGCUUCACGACGAAAGACGGCGAGGAGCUGCUUACCCUCAUCAAGCUGGGAGCGGAGCUGGGCGAUCAGUACGCAAGGCCACCGCCUUUCUGCCAGCAUCGCAUCAAGUCCAGCGAGGCUGUCGAGCUGUGGACGUGGAAUCACCGCGAGACCCACCUGCGGAAGAAUCGAGCCGCCCAGGUGAUGGAUGAAAAAUGCAAGAGCCAAUUAUCUGAUCCCAAUGGCAUCGUCAUCAAGAAGUACACCAGCUGCGUGGUCAACACCCAGGCUUCCACGAAAUGUCAGCGCAACUUUGGCCUGCCCUAUGUGCUCAAGAACAGCUUCUGUGGCAUCAAUAUUCUGGGGCACAACUGUCCGAAGGCCAGCAGUGUCGAUGUCUAUAUGCGGCUGCUCGACGAGAAGCGGUACAUCAGCAAGAAGCUGAAUCAGGUUCGACUCUCGGGCAUCGACAAAGAGAUAUUCUAAUCAAAUUCAAAUAAUUAUACCCAUGAAUAUACAAUAAACUUAAAUGAUGCCACGACA